UUGUUCUGUUUGAACGGAUCGUUCACUCACGGGCCAUCACUACGUUGAACCGUAGGUAGACGGUAACGAUGGAAGCCGGCGGCUCCCUCGUGAGUUCGAUGAUUGUGUAUGAGGAUGAGUCUGUGGAUAUUCGCUAUGAAAACGGGGCACAGUUACUGCUUUCGCCGUGUGGCACCGAGUUCAUGCUGGUGAGAGGUUCAGUCUCCUCUGAACAUCCGCUUCAAACUUCCGGGAGCGUUCGACAGAGAACGCGAUUCGCCACUAGCGCUUAUAAAGACUUGAUAAUAGCUGCACUAGCAUUCAGGAAUAAGUAUGCCAGUCGACCAUAUUUGCCAGAAGAACUCACCACUCCUGAUAACAAACAGCUUUUGUUUAGCCAGAAUCUGGUAGUGCGAUGGCCAGGGUGGUCCUUCUGUGAGCCAGAGUUUUUACCUGGAGGGGAGUCAAUUAUCAAAUCAGAGGACAAACACACUCUUCUGACGCUGUCACCCUCGGGUCAAGAGUUCUUUGUGGAGUAUCCAUGCAGGUUCAGCCAACAACAACAACAAGAAGAUUUAAACAGAACCCCUGAAACCAUCCCAGAUGUUUAUCAGCAGCUGAGAAGCAGCUUGACACAUUCGACUGUGGAUUGCCUGCAUCGAACCACCGAUGACAUGCAAGAGGUUCAACAGGAGGGAGGGAAAAGGUCAUGUUCUCGUCAAAUGAUCAUUGAUUACACUAAGCCAGAAGAGAAGUACCAGUCCAUCACAGUCAUCCAGCAUCACUCCUGUCAUGCAGUCGCACCACAUUGGUGCUACCCUCUUUCCUUAGCGCGCCGUCACUGGACAACUUGUGUCUCCAACAAUGAUGAUGAUAGAGAAGAGCAAACCGAACAUUCAAAGGCUGACCAAAUUCUCAAUACACCAGACUCGGGUGUUGCAGCGAGGCAGUGUCUCCUCCCUGAAGCCCUGCCUCUCAUCUGCCCAUCUCCUCACUUCCACAGCUGGAAGUUUCGAGACCCGCUAUCAAACAAACAAGCAAAUCAGGACUUUCCAACAGAAAUGGUGAAAGUGAUGUGGCACCAAGGGGUGACGUACAGGAUACUGGAACAAGAGGUCCCAGUCAUUGAAGUUUCUCCCGGGGAUGGGUCUGUCAUCCGAUCUAAAGGGGUCCUCAACUUGUACUUUAUUCAUUAUAAGCCUGAGUUCACAUCAGUGGAGGCAAAAGUCAGCCUUUCAUCUUUUUAUCCAUCUCAAAUUCCAUUAUUCACUUUUAUGGGAUCCCUUCCUGGAAAGGUUAAACCUACAGUGAUUUACAUGUCAUUAUCACAGGUUAAAGAAAUAACAUACCACGUGGAUGGCCUUCCACCCGAUACACCUGGACAGUUGUACUCGAUUUGCUUUGUUGUUAGUUUUGCAAGCAGACUUCUCGUUAUAUACAAUGAAGUCAGAAAACGAAAGCUGCCUACACCCAGCUGCUUGCUACAGCAAAAUGUGGUCUUUAAACCAACAGGGGUUGAUGGAAACCUCUCCAAUUCACCUCUGGAACAGCAUGAGAAUGAUAGAGAGACAAUAGGGAGUGGCAGAAACCGGUUAGAUCUGGUUACUGCGGAGCUUGCAAAGAUGCAGCGGUUCAUCUUUCCUUUGGAAAAGAGUGAAUUGUUGGGAAGGGAGAAAGGAUGCGCACAAAAGUGUUUGGCUGAAGCUGCUCAUGAGACAGUGAGUGAAACAAUCAUUGCAGAAGUUCUUCAGAGGACAUCCAAAGCCAUACAGGAUAUUGAUGCCAUCUUAACUGCAGCUAAGCAAACCUGAAGAAGUAUGGCACAGUUUGAUUGCUCGGGAUUAUUAUUAUUACUAACUUUUUUUUGCAUAACUCAAAUAAAUAAAUUACUCACUCUA
Messenger RNA from Syngnathus typhle (broad-nosed pipefish), 1877 nucleotides. RefSeq names its product linkage group 5 C5orf34 homolog (gene lg5h5orf34). The transcript has 10 exons. The record is from RefSeq and is a predicted model, not a curated record. NCBI's taxonomy places the organism in Eukaryota, Metazoa, Chordata, Actinopteri, Syngnathiformes, Syngnathidae. The coding region runs from base 69 to 1790 and encodes 573 amino acids.